GAACAAAGGUGUCCCUCACCUUCCAGACUGAGCCACGUCUGUACCAUGAGUUUCCACACUCAGUGCAAUGAGGACAGCGACUGCGAGGGCUGGCAAACCUGCUGCAAUACCACCUGUGGGAACAGAUGUGUCUUCAAGUUCCUGUCCAGACCGACCCAGUGCCCUGCCUCCACCCGCUUGGACCCAUUCUGUGAGAUGAAGUUGGGAGACGUGUGUCAGAAUGACACUGACUGCCAUGCCUGGUCAUCAUGCUGCAAUGCCACCUGUGGAAAGAGAUGUGUACCUCGUUUCCUCAUGAGCCGUGAUGAUACCUGUCCUGCUCCCCACCGCCUGGAGCCCAUGUGUGACCUGAAACUCGGAGAUCGUUGCAGCGGAGAUGAAGACUGUGAUGCCUGGCAGAGCUGCUGUGAGAGCAAAUGUGGAAAUAUCUGUAUCCCCAGUUUCAUGGAUGAUGAUGAGGAAGGAGAGUGCCCCGCUCCGUCCCGGGUGAAGAGGCAUUCGAAUGUAUCGUGUGUGACAGAUGAGGACUGCGGGAGCUGGGAACAAUGCUGCGACAUGGGCUCUGGGAGGAAAUGUGUUCACAGCAGCUCACUGCACAAGGGAGAGUCCCAGUGCCCACACAGCCGUACCCUGGGCAAGGUCUGUAACAUGACGUUGGGAGAUGAGUGUGAGGCUGAUACUGACUGUGACCGUUGGCAAAUGUGCUGUGACGCUGGCUGUGGAAAAAGAUGUGUUUUCCGAUUCUUCAAAGGAGAGAAUGGGAGCUGCCCGGAUGCCAGGCGCCUUACCCCGAUGUGCAAUGUUAACUACGGCCAGGAGUGUACAAAUGACGAUGACUGUGAUCUGUGGCUCUCGUGCUGUGAGGCCGGAUGUGGGAAGAGAUGUGUCCAUCGGUAUCACAAACGCGGAAAGCGAGACGCAGAGUGUCCCAAACCAUUCCAGAUGCAAAAUAUCUGUGACCGGGACGAUGCCGAGGAGUGUGAGGUAGACGAGGACUGCGCAAGGUGGAAGCAGUGCUGUAACGUCGGGAACUGCGGCAAACGCUGCGUCUAUGGGGUCCACAGGCAAGAGGAAGCCUUUGAAUGUCCAGCAGAAUCUCGUCUCCAGCCCAUUUGUCAGAUGAAACUGGGCUCUCAAUGUUCCACUGAUGACGACUGUGAUAUCUGGCAAAAGUGUUGUGAGACUGGAUGUGGGAGGAGAUGUAUCAUGAGCUUCAAGCCUGGAGUGUCUCCUAAAGGCCAAGGAUCCACAUGUCCGGACACGACCAGACUGCAUUAUGUCUGUCGGAUGAACUUCACCGCCCCCUGCGAUGGAGACGAUUCCUGUGGUCACUGGGCAUCGUGCUGUAACACGGAAUGUGGACCUCGAUGUGUGUCACAGUGGUUUGCGAGAAAGCCUGCUGACCAGUGCCCAGAGGAGGACAGCCUCUCCAUGUUCUGUCAGAUCAGCACCGGGCGUUCCUGUAAUGACAACGGGGACUGUGAUGGAUACCACUCGUGUUGUGAUGCUGGCUGUGGGAAGAAAUGCAUCCCAAAGUGUUUCACAGGAGAGAACAGAACCUGUCCCAUUGCAAGGAGGCUGACGAUGUUGUGCAACACGACCCUGGGAAAAGACUGCAAGAACGACACGCAGUGCGACGUGUGGCAGAGGUGCUGCCUGGCCAAGGGCUGCGGUGGGAAAUGUGUCCCAACAUUCAUCAGGAAAUUUUUGCGAAAGAAAUGCCCAGAACAUUCCCGUGUGUCUUUUCUCUGCAAGAAAAACCGGACUCGAUCGUGUGAGGAUGAUGAUGAUUGUCCUUCCUAUGAACAGUGCUGUGAGAUUGGAUGUGGCAAGAAAUGUGUCUCCUCAUUCAGGCAAGGUGAGAGACCCGGAGAGUGCUCAAGCCCAAGUCAACUGAGCUAUGUGUGUAACACAACUCUGGGCAAGGAAUGUAGAAACGAGAGCGACUGUGGCAGAUGGGGCACGUGUUGCUCUACCCCGUGUGGGCCAAGAUGUGUCCUCAGGCAUUUCAGAAAUGACGACGGGCAGUGCCCACGCCCAGACCAUCUUGCCCGUGUGUGUAACUGCACUUUUGGGAAGGUGUGUGAGUCGGACCAGGAUUGUGCAGGAUCACAAAGAUGCUGUGAUGCUGGGUGUCAGAAACGUUGUGUCCUGUCGUUCUACAGAAAGUCUCAUGGAGACUCGUGGAAAUCUGAGGAAUGUCCGAAUCCGUCCUGCCUGGAUCGUGUCUGCAGGAUGAAUCACAGCAUCUCGUGUGGAGAUGAUGGGGAUUGUGGCAAGUGGAGGUCAUGUUGUGAGACACCUUGUGGUAGACGCUGUGUCCACCCCUUCAUGGGGCAGAGCAGGAGUUUGUCAGUCUCAGAUCGGACAUCUGGAAUGUGUCCUUCUCCUGCUCGCCUCUCUGCCGUGUGUAACCUGAAGUACGGUGAGCUGUGUGAGGAAGAUAAUGACUGCUACGCAUGGCAGAUGUGCUGCAACACCAGCUGUGGGCAACGCUGUGUCCAUUCCUACCGCAGCAGGGGGAGCGAACAAAGGUGUCCCUCACCUUCCAGACUGAGCCACGUCUGUACCAUGAGUUUCCACACUCAGUGCAAUGAGGACAGCGACUGCGAGGGCUGGCAAACCUGCUGCAAUACCACCUGUGGGAACAGAUGUGUCUUCAAGUUCCUGUCCAGACCGACCCAGUGCCCUGCCUCCACCCGCUUGGACCCAUUCUGUGAGAUGAAGUUGGGAGACGUGUGUCAGAAUGACACUGACUGCCAUGCCUGGUCAUCAUGCUGCAAUGCCACCUGUGGAAAGAGAUGUGUACCUCGUUUCCUCAUGAGCCGUGAUGAUACCUGUCCUGCUCCCCACCGCCUGGAGCCCAUGUGUGACCUGAAACUCGGAGAUCGUUGCAGCGGAGAUGAAGACUGUGAUGCCUGGCAGAGCUGCUGUGAGAGCAAAUGUGGAAAUAUCUGUAUCCCCAGUUUCAUGGAUGAUGGUACGUUGUGGGGGUGA
This is a messenger RNA of Hemiscyllium ocellatum (epaulette shark), 2997 nucleotides long. RefSeq names its product multiple epidermal growth factor-like domains protein 6. NCBI's taxonomy places the organism in Eukaryota, Metazoa, Chordata, Chondrichthyes, Orectolobiformes, Hemiscylliidae. Gene Ontology annotation, biological process: innate immune response; antibacterial humoral response. The record is from RefSeq and is a predicted model, not a curated record. Gene Ontology annotation, molecular function: peptidase inhibitor activity. Gene Ontology annotation, cellular component: extracellular region. The transcript is spliced from 19 exons. The coding region runs from base 46 to 2997 and encodes 983 amino acids.